Molecule: messenger RNA, 3540 nt
Organism: Rattus rattus (black rat)
Lineage: Eukaryota; Metazoa; Chordata; Mammalia; Rodentia; Muridae
Gene: Dmtf1
Product: cyclin D binding myb like transcription factor 1
Exons: 18
Coding region: 276-2558 (760 amino acids)
Biological process (GO): regulation of transcription by RNA polymerase II
Cellular component (GO): nucleus
Molecular function (GO): DNA-binding transcription factor activity, RNA polymerase II-specific; RNA polymerase II cis-regulatory region sequence-specific DNA binding
Source: RefSeq, a predicted model, not a curated record
GCGCGGCCGCGGCUCCGUUUCCGGUGGCUGGUUGCGCUCGCUCACCCCAGCUGCAGCCACUCUCUCCCGUGGCUGCUUCCUCCAUCCUGGUAUUUUUUGGAGCCUCCAUCCUGGUUCUUCCAAAGUGCCCGGACCCAAAACAGGAAAGUGUUGCAGAUGCACAAGCAUGGAGGAGAAACAGUCUGGAUAACGUGAGUGAUGCUGCUGGCCAAAGCACAGAGGCGUGAUUCUAUGGGAAGGGCUGUAGCUAAUCUAUCUGUGGUCUAGAUUUGAGUAUGAGCACAGUUGAAGAGGAUUCUGACACAGUAACAGUAGAAACUGUGAAUUCUGUGACGUUUACUCAGGACACAGACGGGAACCUCAUUCUUCAUUGCCCUCAGAAUGACCCUGAUGAAAUAGACUCAGAAGACAGUACUGAACCUCCACAUAAGAGGCUUUGUUUGUCCUCCGAGGAUGAUCAGAGCAUUGAUGACUCUACACCGUGCAUAUCGGUUGUGGCACUCCCACUUUCAGAAAAUGAUCAGAGCUUUGAGGUGACCAUGACGGCAACUACAGAGGUGGCAGAUGAUGAACUUUCUGAGGGAACUGUGACACAAAUUCAGAUUUUACAGAAUGAUCAACUAGAUGAGAUGUCUCCAUUGGGUACCGAGGAAGUUUCUGCAGUUAGCCAAGCAUGGUUUACAACUAAAGAAGACAAGGACUCUCUCACUAACAAAGGACAUAAAUGGAAGCAAGGGAUGUGGUCCAAGGAAGAAAUUGAUAUUUUGAUGAACAACAUCGAGCGCUAUCUGAAGGCUCGCGGAAUAAAAGAUGCUACAGAAAUCAUCUUUGAGAUGUCAAAAGACGAAAGAAAAGAUUUCUACAGGACUAUUGCGUGGGGGCUGAACCGGCCUUUGUUUGCAGUUUAUAGAAGAGUGCUGCGCAUGUAUGAUGACAGGAACCAUGUGGGAAAAUACACUCCUGAAGAAAUUGAGAAGCUCAAGGAGCUCCGGAUAAAGCAUGGCAAUGACUGGGCAACAAUAGGGGCGGCCCUGGGAAGAAGCGCCUCUUCUGUCAAAGACCGCUGCCGGCUGAUGAAGGACACCUGCAACACAGGGAAAUGGACAGAAGAAGAAGAAAAGAGACUUGCAGAGGUAGUUCAUGAAUUAACAAGCACGGAGCCAGGGGACAUCGUCACACAGGGUGUGUCUUGGGCAGCUGUAGCGGAAAGAGUGGGUACCCGCUCAGAAAAGCAAUGCCGUUCUAAAUGGCUCAACUACCUGAACUGGAAACAGAGUGGGGGAACUGAGUGGACCAAGGAAGAUGAAAUCAACCUCAUCCUCAGGAUAGCUGAGCUUGAUGUAGCUGAUGAAAAUGACAUAAACUGGGAUCUUCUAGCUGAGGGAUGGAGCAGUGUUCGUUCACCACAGUGGCUUCGAAGUAAAUGGUGGACCAUCAAAAGGCAAAUCGCAAACCAUAAGGAUGUUUCGUUUCCUGUCUUAAUAAAAGGUCUUAAACAGUUACAUGAGAACCAAAAAAACAACCCAGUGCUUUUGGAGAAUAAAUCAGGAUCUGGAGUUCCAAACAGUAAUUGCAAUUCCAGUGUACAGCAUGUUCAGAUCAGAGUCGCCCGCUUGGAAGAUAAUACAGCCAUCUCUCCAAGCCCCAUGGCAGCGUUGCAGAUUCCCGUCCAGAUCACCCACGUCUCUUCAACAGACUCCCCUGCUGCUUCUGUUGACUCAGAAACAAUAACACUAAACAGUGGAACACUACAAACAUUUGAGAUUCUUCCAUCUUUCCAUUUACAGCCUACUGGUACUCCAGGCACCUACCUUCUUCAAACAAGCUCAAGUCAAGGUCUUCCCCUAACACUGACCACAAGUCCCACAGUAACCCUGGCAGCUGCUGCUCCUGCUUCUCCUGAACAGAUCAUUGUUCAUGCUUUAUCCCCGGAACAUUUGUUGAACACAAGUGACAAUGUCACAGUACAGUGUCACACACCAAGAGUCAUCAUUCAAACUGUUGCUACAGAGGACAUCGCUUCUUCAAUAUCCCAAGCAGAACUGACAGUUGAUAGUGAUCUUCAUUCAUCUGAUUUUCCUGAGCCUCCAGAUGCACUAGAAGCAGACACUUUCCCAGAUGAAAUUCCUCGGCCUAAGAUGACUAUACAACCAUCAUUUAAUAAUGCUCAUGUGUCUAAAUACAGUGACCAAAAUAGCACAGAACUGAUGAAUAGUGUCAUGGUCAGAACAGAGGAAGAAAUUGCUGACACUGACCUUAAGCAAGAACAGCCUUCCGACUUAGCCAGUGCUUAUGUUACUGAGGAUUUAGAGUCUCCUACCAUAGUACACCAAGUUCAUCAGACAAUUGAUGAUGAGACAAUACUUAUCGUUCCUUCACCACAUGGCUUUAUCCAGGCAUCUGAUGGUAUAGACGCUGAGUCUGUCUUGCCUUUGACAACACUAACAGAUCCCAUAUUUCAACAUCAUCAGGAAGAAUCGAAUAUAAUUGGAUCAUCUUUGGGCAGUCCUGUUUCUGAAGACUCAAAGGAUGUUGAGGACUUGGUAAACUGUCACUAGAUUAUUAGAAGCAGGUACUUCAGGAAGCCACAUUGUUGACUACAUUGUCUCCAAAGAAAGGAGCCAUCCCAAGAGUCUUGGUCUGCCAUUCCUCUGGCCUGUGCAUAGCUGCUGUGCUUAAGCCAUGCACAUCGUUGCUGCUGUUACUUUUUACCUCCUUUUAAGUAGAUCAUCUGAGGUCCAAUUUUAUAAGUGUGUUAUGAUGGAGGAUAGGAAGUGUGAGCUGCCCAGACUUGUUAAGUUUUGUGUCAAGAGGGAGUUGCAGUCACUGCAGCUACUUCUGUCACCAAAGCUUCACUCCUCUGGUUUACAUCUAAGCAGUAAUACCCAUCUCUGCGGUGGACACUGAGCUCUGCCCAGACUCAGGCUGGUCUGCUUACAAUUCAGGUUAUAUUAGCAACAAGGUCCAGCUCACCUUAGCAGUGACUUUCAGAAAGACUAACUUAGGAGUUUAUGACAUGACCAGCAUCCAGGUCCAAGAUCAUGGGAGGUGGCUGUGAUGGUUAACCCAUUGCUGGCAGUGGGAGCUGACUGAGGCAGGGUAAAGGACAGAGCAGAGAGUCAAGAAAAUUCACUACAGGUCUUUGGUUUUUAACUUUUAAAGGGAAUGUGGGUAAAGUGGUAACAAUGCACUGGUAACCAAGCAGUUAUCACCCUCAUCAGAACCAGUCCUUAGUUUACAGUUAGCACUUUGAGGUGAGAUUACAUGAGGGGAGGUAAUAUUGCCUGUAUUUGAUAACCAUGACUUUUUUUUAUUACACGUUUUACUAUAUAAAUUGCCCAGAAGAUAGUUGAGGGGUAUUAGAGUAUGCUGUUCACUUAGUGCAUUACCUGGUGGGGGUACAGUAUAGCUUCUCCCUCAGGCACUUUUAAAAAACAAAGUUUGCUUCUGUAUCAAAAGAAAACAAAUCAAGAGUCAUUCCUAAGGUAAAGCCAAAAAGUAGCCUCUAGGGCUUUAAUGAUAUGAUCAUUAUAGAAAAGU